Molecule: messenger RNA, 3326 nt
Organism: Diachasmimorpha longicaudata
Lineage: Eukaryota; Metazoa; Arthropoda; Insecta; Hymenoptera; Braconidae
Product: probable ATP-dependent RNA helicase DDX20
Exons: 1
Coding region: 13-2886 (957 amino acids)
Biological process (GO): spliceosomal snRNP assembly
Cellular component (GO): SMN complex
Molecular function (GO): RNA helicase activity; ATP binding; RNA binding
Source: RefSeq, a predicted model, not a curated record
AUAAAUAUCACAAUGACACGUCCAACAGCGCAUUUAAUUGAUGGAAAACCGAGAACAGGUGAUGUUAAAAUCAGUGAAGAUGUAACAUUCUCUCAAAUGGGUCUCUCACAGUGUGUGCUAGAUGGGUUAAUGAAUUGUGGAUUUCAAAGACCCUCUCCUAUUCAGCUGAAAGCUAUUCCUGUUGGUCGAUGUGGAGUUGAUUCUAUCAUCAAAGCCAAAUCAGGAACAGGAAAAACUGUAGUUUUUGGUGUGAUCGCCUUGGAAAUGAUUAAUGUGAAACUGCCAUCGGUUCAAGUGAUAAUUUUGGCACCCACACGAGAGAUAGCAUUACAAAUUGCAGAGGUACUCACUGCAGUUGGUUCUAAACUUAAAGGAAUGAAAGUGCAGUGUUUCAUCGGAGGCACAACGUUGCAAAGCGAUAGAAACAAAGUUGAUAAUUGCCACAUUGCUGUUGGCGCCCCAGGGAGAGUAAAACAUCUCAUAGACAAAGGACUUCUCAAAGUGGAUAGCGUGCGGCUCCUGGUGCUUGACGAGGCUGAUAAAUUAAUGGAUAUAAGUUUUCAAUCGGAUGUCAAUUUUAUCUUUGCCAAAUUACCGAAAAACAAGCAAAUUAUAUCAUCGAGUGCGACAUAUCCCGACGACUUGGAAUUAUUCUUAUCAUCGUACAUGAUAUCACCAACUCUGUUAACACCGGAUGCUAAGGACUCUAUUUUGAUGGGGCUCAGACAAUUAAUAGUCGUUGUUCCAUUCCACCCGAAUAUUAUGAAACAGAUUCAAAUAAAAACUGAGGAGUUGAAAAAAAUUCUUACAAAAGUACCAUUCAAACAGUGUUUAGUAUUCUGCAACUACCAAAUAAGAGCUCAAUCAUUAUGCAAUCGAGUAAAUAGCCAAGGACACUCAUCAACAUAUAUCGUUGGAAGUCAAGAAAUGAAAAAACGUAUCGAGACAAUCAACAAGUUAAAGAAUUCUCAAUGUAGAAUUCUAUUCAGUACUGACUUGACAGCUCGAGGAAUUGACGCUGAGAAUGUAAAUCUUGUUGUGAACUUUGACAUCCCGAACGAUGGAGCUACGUAUCUCCAUAGAAUCGGCCGAGCUGGCCGUUUUGGAUCCCAUGGGAUUGCCAUUACCAUCGUAUCCGAAAACGAAUUGGAAAAAUUUAGAGAUCUCAUGCACAUCAUUGGAGGUGCCAGCUUCUCACUUCUAAAAAUGCCCGCUGAAUAUCCAGAGAAUAUAUGGACAUCCGAUGAUUCAGCAUUCGAAAAAGUUUACCCAAAUUCACGAGUGGAAAGUGGGAGCUCUGCUGCUGAUGUCAACUAUCCAGGCAUUGCAGAAGUACCUUCCAACGAGUACUCCUCUGCCAUCGAAGAAUUCGUUGGACAAAAGUCAAUUAUUAAUUCAAACGAUCAAGAUAAAGUGAAAGAAAAUUUGGGUUCCCCGAAACCCCAAAAACUGUCGGAUUUUGUGAAGCAAAUAUUGAAAAACGGCAACAAUAAGACUGAAGUGAGAGCCCACCAGCCAUUGAAAAUUAAUGCGUCAUCCAAUCUCAAGGUUCUUGAGUUGAAAUCUCUACCAGAAGAUCCAUCAAAAUACCGACUGAUGAAUGAUAAAAUUGAAUUUUCAGUAGAACUGCUGCCAGACGUAGUUGAGUCUGACAUUAAUGUGAUGGAAUUCCUGGAUUAUGAUAUUACUUUGAAGAGAAUUCCUGAUGCCAGUCAAAUGCAUAAUGAACUUUCCCCAAGAGCUGCACCUUUCGAGAGCAUCGACAUUCCAGACGAUUUUGAUGGUACAGAGAAGGUUUAUUUUUUAAAAAUUUAUCACGGUCUAAAGGACUGGUUGAAGCAUGAAAAAUCUGAGGGCCAAAUGUCACGAGACACAAAAGAUGUGGCCUUGGAAGCUGCUCACCUCUGGAACAGAGUAUUGGAGUAUGAAAUUGAGAAUUUGAGUGGAUGUUCGGACAGAAUGAAAGAAUGUAGUGGAGAUCAAGAGAGAGACGCUGAUGAUAGAGAUUAUAGAUUAGCUUUGAGAGAUUUCUUUGAAGUGCAAAAGAGAGCAUUUCUCUGUGUCUAUCCAGAGCUUCGUAAUGACGCAGAAGUGAUUGAGACGUAUUCUUAUUCAACUCAGAGUCAUGUCAGCAAUCUUGUAGAGAUGUACCAGGGAAUAGAGAAUUUCAAGAGCCGCCAUCGUCCACCGGGCGCUGAAUUUCAAGCCCAUUUUCCCUAUCCCAUUGGGACUAAUGAUCCACUUUUAAAUCUGAUGAUGUCCCCCAGUGAUGUCGAAAGGUAUUCUCGUUCCAUUCUCUAUCUUCGUAAUAAUUCAAAGCCUCAAAUUCGUUUAUUAGCAGUCAUGGAGGAUUCCACACGAGGGCAACAGUCUGAUGGAAUUCAAAUCAUAGAAAAUCAAGUUAUGGAAUUGAAUAUUUUAGAAUCUGUUGAAGAGGAAAUCUCAUCAAUCAAUGGGGGAUCUUCAAGUAGCAAAGAGAUUGAUAGUUAUUAUCCUCUGGAGAAUAAUUCUGCUGAUGAUGCUCCUCAAGAGACUAGAGACAAACCAAAUACGUGUAGUGGUGUUAAAGCUGAAAUUGUUGAGUCAGUGAAGGAUAUUCCAGUCUCAUCUGCCUCAAUCUUUCCCCCACGUGUUCAACGAAGUGUUCAUUAUGGUGAACAAUCUCAACAAAAGAAUUAUUGUGAUAACAAUAUUCAUCGAGCAAAUCAGUCUUUCGUCAAUAACUUGAUUAAUAAUAAACGCCUGAACUUGCCGCGAAAUAAUUUUAAUGGUGUAAAUCAGUGGAUUGGAUGUGACAGUAUUGAUGCUUUUUUGGACAAACUGACUUUUGAUACUGAACUACUACAUCUGCAGGAAUACAUUUCGUUAGUUUUGGAUUGGGAAUAAAUUGAUUUGAAUUCAGAACAUGUAAUUUCAUUUAAUCUCUUCUGUUCUCUUUUGUAUUUAGUGACAGAAAUGUUUAAGUAAAAUACCUCAUGUGCGAAAACAAAAUUAUAUCCAACAGAUGUUUAUUACUGAUUACUUAGACAUAAAAACAUAGAAAUCAUGAGAAUAAUAUUGCUCGUUAUUUUAUUGUUUUUUUUUUUUGUUUCUUCCAAUGAGAAAAUAUAUCUGCUUUUGCAUGUACGGUUAAUUACACCAGGCAAAGAUUGUUACUAAGCUUAAUAAUAAUAAUUUACUGGAAUAAUUCGACGUUUUGAAUACAAUUGACCCAAUGUUUAUCGAUUAAAACUAAUACCCGAGUUUUUACUAAGAAAUCCGGGAUAUUUGAGUUCCUUUCAUCCUAGAUGCUGGUGAAAGUUUUGGUAAACGUAUAUUUUAUCAAU